This is a messenger RNA of Malania oleifera, 2507 nucleotides long. RefSeq lists its product as uncharacterized. The record is from RefSeq and is a predicted model, not a curated record. Lineage: Eukaryota; Viridiplantae; Streptophyta; Magnoliopsida; Santalales; Ximeniaceae. The coding region runs from base 169 to 2193 and encodes 674 amino acids. The transcript has a single exon.
UUUCACUUUCGUUCCUGAUCAAGCAAGCCUUUGCCUCCAACGAGUAUUACAGCAAUGGGGCGAUUUGUUAGUGGCGAUCUCCCAAAUUAGUCGCCGGACAGUCCACCAUCCUCGGUCCCAGCUCCACCCACUCCACCCAAACCCUAAUCCACUCUCUCAGUCCCAGAGAUGCCCACCACCACUGUCACGGCCGCCGCCACCACCCUCCUCUUUCUUCUCGCCAUCUUCUCAAGCACCGGUACGUCAACCCCAAUCGUCGGAUUAGACUCCUUCCUCACCCAACAAUACCGCCUCGACCCCCAAGGCACAAACGACUCCUUCCUCUCUCUCCCCUCCUCCGUCAAGAAAUCUCUUUCCCCCUCCGCCGCCGCCACCACCUCUGCCCUCAUCUCCUCCCUCCUCUCUCUCGACCUCUCCGUCUCCCUCCACGUCAAGCUCGUCGGCUCCUUCCCUUCCUCUUCUCCCUCCCUUCUCCAAUCCUUCCUCUCCGCCUCUCUCUCUUCCGACCACUUCCACAUCAUAUCCCCCUUCGAUCACAGCCUACAUCACCUCUCCCUCAAGCACUCUCUCAACCUCGACGUCUCUCUCUCCUCCCUCUCCACCCGCCUCUAUGACGCCAUCCGCUCCGAGAUCGCUCUGACUGUCUCCAGUCUUAGAUCGCCUCUGCACUCCAUCCACUACGACGUCGUCGAUCGCAUCAUCAAACAGGACUUCGAAAAGGAAAAACCCGUUCAAGGUGUGUAUGUGUAUUUGCUCAAUUUGGGUUCUCAAUCGAAACCUUAUGCGUAUAAUUACGGCCGCGGAGAGUCAUCGCCAGCGUUUACCAAGUGUUAUGGGAGCUUUUGGACUGGAAAAGAGCGGUAUUUGUGGGUAGAUUUGGCGGCGGGGCCUGUGGACUACGGGCCGGCAUUGUCGGGAGAUGGGGUUUUGCCGAGAGGCGAGUUUCACCCCUUAGCAGCGUUACACGGUCGGCCCAAAUCACAGAAGUCGUUGCUUGCUGAUUUGGCGUCGCUGGUUUAUAGUGCGUAUCAGGUUCUUCUUGUUCCCUCUUUGAGAAUUUCUGUGCCUUUUGAGAAUUCACUGAUAGUUCAGUUCAUUCAUGUGUAUGGCUUGGAAAGCAAGGAUCCAUAUGGUUUGGACUGGAAGUCUAUUGAAAGAACGUUCAUGGAUGAGGUCAAUGAUGGUGGAUUGUUGCUGGGUGAUCAGUCUUUGAGUUUUAAAACUUACAGUGUGAAUUUUGCAGACUGCCAAAUCUGUUCAUUUGCAAUUUCACGGUCGAUCAAUUCAUACACAUCAAGGUUUUUGUUUGAGAACUAUACCUUGAUUGUUAGUGAGUACUUAGACUCCAAGCGUUUGCAUCAGAUAUUGUCUGAUUCGGCUGAUGAGUUUAGGAAAUUAGCUGGUUUCCCCGAGGAGGAUUUUGGGCGGGUUCUUCCAGUUUAUGUUUUUGAUUUGGAUUACAAUACGCUGUUGUUGCUUGAUCGGUAUCACCAGUCUGUUGCUUUUAAAGACAUGGUUAUUGCAGUUAGGACAAAGAAUACACAGACUGUAAGUGAUUAUAGCUGUAAUGGCCGCCAUGUAUUUACACAGACACGAGAGCUUGAGCGGCCACUCAUUGGUUCAAUUUUACAGAGUAUGUGGGGUGUUUCGCCAACCCAUUUGAUGUGGAGCCCCAGCCAUAAUAGUACCUUGGUGGACUAUACAUGGAGUGUUGGGCAGACACCAUUUGGGCCAUUUUCAGAUAUUUCAUCUCUGUCAUUUGUGCAGAAGGAUGCAGCUCGGAGGAAUGUUCUUUUGACUUCCUUAAAUUUCACUAUUACAAGUGCUAUUGAUGUCCUUGAAUCAAUAGCUGCACAUGGUGGGGACAGAAAUCUCCUUAAACAGAACAAAUAUGCUGAAUUCACUCAGAGGUGGAGCCUGCUCAAAUACAAGCUAGACAAAGCUGUUUCUGCAUUGUCACAUUUGGAUUUUGAGAUGGCUUUGUAUUUCUUGAGAUCUUCGGACCACGACCUUUAUGCCAUCCAUUCGGUUGUUUAUCAAGCAUCUCAAGAACUAGAGGCAUCACUUGUUUGUUUCAAGGACCCUCCAUUUCCAUGGGCUUCAGUUUCUAUGUCCACCAUAGGUUUCUUUGCCCUAUUUUAUGUUUAUGCAAAACGAGAUAAACUUUUUAGAAAUAAAAGAAAACAGUUUUGAAGGUUUCAAAGCAACAGAAGCUUGUAUCAGUUCAAGGCAAUACAACUUGUAUGUCUGUAAAAGAGGUAUGAUGUGAGAUUGGAAACUAGAUUUCCCUUUUGAUCAAGAUAUGUAUUCUGGGUCAUAACAGCUUUCUGUGCUUAACUGUUUUCAAUUUCACUUUAACAUUUCUCAGGCUUCCAAGUUGAUUUUAUAGAUUACCCAAUGAUUUUGGGCUUUCUAAGUUCUAAUAUUAUUUGUCCAAUUUGUUGUAAUAACUGAGCAUUUGGUGUUGCCAAUUAUAUAUGUACGUUUUAGAUUGCUUUCCAUGAAAA